Mizuhopecten yessoensis (Yesso scallop) is the source of this 954-nucleotide messenger RNA. RefSeq lists its product as uncharacterized. The transcript has 3 exons. NCBI's taxonomy places the organism in Eukaryota, Metazoa, Mollusca, Bivalvia, Pectinida, Pectinidae. The coding region runs from base 172 to 918 and encodes 248 amino acids. The record is from RefSeq and is a predicted model, not a curated record.
AUGACGUCACUAUAAUUAUUUUUGACUGGCCCUGGUAACCGAGAAUCUCUCUCCGAUUUAUGGAUGUCUUGAUUCUAUAAUAUUCCGUUUACGUACUGGGACGUCCCAACGAUACCUGUGGUCUCGCAAGGUUGCCUCGGCAAGGAAAACUCGCCUGGAAAGGUGCAUACAAUGGCGGACGCUAGACAAACUCGGAUAGAAGAUGGCGGUAAGACGAAUAAGCAGAUCGCGUUCUAUGACGUUAAAGCCACGGCAGAGAAGACGAAGGCUGCUGUAGAGGUGGGGAACGUGUACAACAUUACGCAGCUCCCGCCGCCGUCGCCUGACCCCUCUUUUAGGCAGAUUCAGCGGCGAAAUUCCAAGAUAGAGCGGGUUCAACAAGAGGAGAAGAACAUGUCUCGGCGGAUGGAGCAGCGCCUGCAGGACAUCUCCAACAUAUAUCGGGUCGCCAUACCGUCCAUGUCCGACAGCUACCACAAAAGUACUCCUAUCGGAAGUUCUAUCAGUCGUCUGCCACCAUUAUCACCAAGCGGGAGAAUGGUGUCGGCCUCGCACCCACGGGCCCGACCUCCGCGGACCCCCGUACAUCCUGAGUUAGAUAAAGGCUCUAUGUUCCGGGCGACAAUGGCGGGACGCACUCGCACGUCCAGCUCCUAUCGGGAGUUCGUCGGUCGCCUGUCCUACCUCAUCAACCAGAGUCGGGAUAAGAUGACAAAACUGUAUGGCAGUUCAGACUUGUCUCUGGUUAGGGAGUUUCUCGGAAAGGAGUCCCCCGACCACUGCGUAUAUCUAGACUCCAGUCCCAGCGACAAGAUGGCGGCCUUCCGUCAGCAGCAGUUCUGUAUCAGUUCCACCUUCAGGAAAAUACUCCACAAUGAGGCAAAGAAGAAAAGACUAACACUCCAUUCUCGCAAGUAGUUGUUAAAAUUAAAAAAAAAUAUGCUUAUUUUUCAA